UUAUAAUGGGUUCUAAACCAACAAUUCCUGAAUCAGUUAAAUCAAUGAGUACAAAGAAAGACACAGAGUUUUCUGUUCAUAUAGUAUAUUGCAGUGGAUGAGGAUAUGGUUAAUUUUACAAUUUCUUUGUUGAAUGUUUGGAAUUAAUCUAUCCUAAUGCUAAGGUUACAGGGGAAUAGACACCAAAUGUUAUAUAAAAUAUAAUUUAUUAGGUUUCUGGUUAUUUUGAGAUAGAAGUAGAUAAGAGUGGCAAAAAAUAAGUUAUUCAUUCUAAAAAGAAUGGUGAUGGAAUUUUUAAUGAAAAAUCAUGUUAACCAAUAUUGGAAAAAUUAAAAAAUUAUGUAGAGGCUUGAUGUCUUGGAAAAAUAAGAUAAUAUAUAAAUAAGUACAUUAACAUUAAAUGAAGAGAUUAAGUUUAAAAAAAAAAAUUUAUUUUCUGAAGAACCAAAUGAUUAAUGUUCUAAUUCAUAUUUUAUAAUUAAGAAAUAUAAUUUAGAUUAAUAUAAUUCUUCUUUAAUUAAAGUUAAUUUAAUUUAAUAUUGUAUAAAUAAUUGA
Messenger RNA from Paramecium sonneborni, 555 nucleotides. Lineage: Eukaryota; Ciliophora; Oligohymenophorea; Peniculida; Parameciidae. The record is from the annotation of a GenBank genome assembly.